AUGACCUCGGAUUCGACCCUGCUACAUCGCCCGACCGAGUCUCUCAUCCUUCCGACCAAGCGACGGUUCAUCCCCUUCAAAAUCCCCAACUUCCAUACACAGCUCCGUCACUAUAUCAGUACCGCCGAUCCCGAUCGCAUCUAUGUUAUUGUGGAGAGAAUCGUGUACUCCAUCCACAUAUCGGCGCAGAAACGAGAGAGCAUAGCGGUCAUCCCCUUCGAGCCACGAUGUCUAGCCGCUGGAUUCGGUUGGAUUGGCGUGGGUGGCCCAGAGAAUGGCGAGUGCGCGUUUAUCAAGAUUGGUGAUGGAGACAUGCGCGUCCGUGGCGAAACUCCCUCUUUCCAGACCUCCGAUGUGGACAGUGCGCUCCCUCUGCACCUCGAGUCGUCAUCAAGGUUGGCGUCGCCGAGUCAUAUCAGCAGAGAUUCAGCGUCUGGGCGUCGUUUUUCCAGAACAUCCAUGCCCGAGGUCGAGCUGCAUAAAUUUGGAGGAAGUAUUGUCAAUUCAGUGACCAUCCAUCGUUUCCCUGGGGAGCAGGACUUGUCAAGUGAAGAUAUGAUGGUUCUGAGCAACAAUGAUCGGACAAUUACCGUCUAUUCUCUAACGCGUUCGAGAGUUCUCAAGAUCCUGCACCAUCCAACUUGCAUGAACUAUGCGAUCAUAUCCCCGGACUCGACGCUGCUUGCGGCAGUGGGGGACGAGAACCGCGCCUAUUUUUAUGGAAUUACGCGCGACUGGGAGUCGCGCGGGACCACGGAAUCUGGCGAGAAGCUCACGGGAUGGAAAUGGGACCUUGUCCGGUGCGUGGAGAUGGAAAUCGGCUUGCGAGCGGAUGAUGCAUGCUGCUUCACUAUCGCAUUUUCUCCGUCCAGUCACCUGUGUGCCAUCGGCUCACAAUCUGGGAUUGUCACCGUCUUAGACGUUGGGGUCAUUCAAAAACCUGUCGAUGACUCAGAAAACGAAACCCCUCUCCUUUGUCAAUUUCCGGCUUCGAGGUCUUGUUCAGAGGGUGGUGCGGUCCGUUGCAUGACGUUCUCACCUGAGCCAUGGGAUCUGCUGGUGUGGUUGGAGGGCCACGGCAGAGCCGGGGUCGCAGAUAUCCGCCAGGCAUUUUUGCGCAGACAAAUACUUCAUUUGGAGGUCGACGAGCCGCAGUUGGAGGAGGUCCAUACCGAGCCUAUGUUGGAAGAUUAUGAGGACGAACGCUUUGAGGACGAUGUCCUUACACGACGAGCGAGGCUUGAUCCCGAAGAACCCUUGAAUGAGCCAAGUGGAGGGGAUCCGGAGCGCACUUCAUUGCGCGAGACUCUCAUUCAGGACCUCACAGAGAGAGAGAGGCUUAUCAUGGAGUUUUUGAACACUGCGCGUUGGACAUCGCGGUUGGAAGAAGGUUUGACUGAGCGGCCAGAACGGCCAGCGAGACCUCACACUGCCGCUCGAACGCGGCAUCAUGGUUCCACAGAGACCGGGUAUCGAGCUUCCCGCCCUAUCACACCUUUGCAUUUACAUCACGGUGACAGCUCGCGGGAUAUCCACCCAGGCCGGACGGAAACGAACGAUAGUACAUCCAGCACAAUGCGGCCCAGCUCGGUGGUGCUGUCCCACGGCAGCCGGUCCUCUGAAUCGGGCACGCCGAAUAAUGAUCGCCAGCCAAGCAUGACCCUUAGUUGGACAACCUCGCCAUCUGAGAUCAAUUCCACUGCAGAUGACGUUGUUCCUCAAGCGAGUGACCCUGACAUCGUCAGAAAUGUCACUGGACUCCCUCAUGAUGUAACGGGACGAUCUCCACCAAAUCAACCAGUUGAUCCAUUGACGCGCCGGUCUCAACGGUCGAGUUCUACUCCCCGACGCUCUGAGCGAUUGCCAACUGGCACCGAACGGAGAUAUGACCCGUCGCGUCUCACAAACUACGAAAUCCGAGCCAAUGUUGCCGCCGAUCGGCUUCGGCGCCAGCGUCAAAUUGCCAAUGAGGUACAUAACCGUUCCUUUGAACGAGAACAGCGGCAUCGCCAGCAGCUUCUUGGUUUUGAGCAGACGCGCUCGCCCAGGUGGAUCAGAAAUAUUAUCAAUGAUCUCCCCGAUCGGAGCAUUAUUCAGGGCCCCGGGGCUGAGGAACCUGACUCGACUGCUGGGGUUGGCUGGGGUGCCGAUGGGAGAACCUUGUACAUUGCGACCCUGGAAGGUAUCUUCGAGUUCCAGCUUAACGUACAUGACCGGAAAACCUUCCCCGUUUUCUCUUACCGAUGA
Molecule: messenger RNA, 2247 nt
Organism: Penicillium alfredii
Lineage: Eukaryota; Fungi; Ascomycota; Eurotiomycetes; Eurotiales; Aspergillaceae
Exons: 5
Coding region: 1-2247 (748 amino acids)
Molecular function (GO): protein binding
Source: RefSeq, a predicted model, not a curated record